AUGGGCACUCACCAGGAUGAACUCAUCCGCGACAGCCGAGAGAAGCUUUUUGAGCCCUGGGCAAAGCGAGUACUGAUCUGGCAGGCACAAACAAAUCGUGAUAUGACUCGUGCUGUCAAGGAAAUGCUGGAGAGUCGAAUCGGGUUGUCGGAUGGAAAGAUGUGUACUGUCAGCUCUCAAUAUUGUGACUGGCCUAAAGAUCAACCACAACAUAAGAUUCUGGCGGCGGCGAUCCAGGCGUGGAAAGUCGUCAGAAACGAUUCAACCGCUGCCCUACGCAUUCAAUCCCUCUUCCGGAAGGAGGUCGCAAAGGACUUUGGCCCCGAAAUGGACACGAUGUUCUUCCAGUGCUCAACUCCAAACAGAGAUGUGUUGUUGAUGGUUCGCCGUCACGGUAUAAAUGGGCAUAGUGGCGCUCGUUGGGAACGUGUGACGAUGUCAUUAACGGCGAACUCGCUUGAAGAUUUC
This is a messenger RNA of Mesorhabditis spiculigera, 468 nucleotides long. Lineage: Eukaryota; Metazoa; Nematoda; Chromadorea; Rhabditida; Rhabditidae. The record is from the annotation of a GenBank genome assembly.